This is a messenger RNA of Dicrocoelium dendriticum, 4383 nucleotides long. NCBI's taxonomy places the organism in Eukaryota, Metazoa, Platyhelminthes, Trematoda, Plagiorchiida, Dicrocoeliidae. The record is from the annotation of a GenBank genome assembly.
AUGAAUGGCACUGGCGGAAAAGUUUCGUUCGACCAUCCUCCACCCGGCUUGUCAGUGGAGGCGUCUCUUACUGUCACGCAUGCUGAUCGAAAUGUAAACACAAAUGCUUUAACCGUGGCACAGUACUUAAUCGAGGAGAAGUUUUAUCUGACCGCUCUGGAGUUUCACUUCGAACAGUUGGAUCGGGGCACUUGUCUUCCACAGCUUAACGGUUUUUUCUCAAAUGCGUCCUUCUUCGAAAAUAUGUGCGGAUUAAAAUGCGAAGGUCCGCCUACCGUUGCUCGUUGUUCGAGUGUUUCCACCCUCGACUCCAUGGAUAUAGGCCGCAUCUCGGAUGAUGGGAAUAGCGUAGAGGAAAAGCUUAAAGUAUUGGAGUACGAAUUGCGUAAGAAGAACAGUGAGAUUCAGUCCUUACGCAGUGAACUUACUAACCUAACAGUUGGGUGCACAUUUGGCCGAAAUGUUCCAUCGAACGCAUCCCAAGAUGUCCGCAACUCCACCCGGGCCCAUCAGCAAAACAUGCAUCCCCAUGAACUGCGGGCGUUGUGCGUAUUAAUAAAUGACUUUCUGUUGCAACACAAUUAUCGUAUUACUGCUGUGCAAUUUGUGGAAGAAUCCGAGUCGGCUGGACUGCAAGAUGUUGGCUCUUGGGACCAAGUUGGAGUAAACUUGGAUAAACCGCCCGACCUACUGCAUUUACUUCGGUCUUACUGGAGCAUGUCGUCCGAGAACAGCGAGGCGCUUGAUCGUGACCAACUCGCCAUUCCCCGCGGCACAGAGUCGAAGUCCCGAAACAUCUUAGUCCAUGCCUCGCACGAAUCCACAUCCAUCUCCUACAAUAUGCAAGCAGUCCUGGAUGAAGUUUUCACACUGAAAUCGUCUGUCUCUCAAUGGGAAUCCAAGUAUAAAGAGCUCGCCGCUCAGGCUCAAUGCUGGCGUAAUCAGCUUGUCAGCUCCAGACGAGAAAACGAAAAGCAUUCAAGGCUGUCAAAGUCGCCUUCAGCUCCCCAGGAGCCCUCUACUUCUUUGGCCUCUUCUCCUGUUCCUAGUAGCGACUCGUCUGAGGUUGAGUCUGUUCAAUCCGCCGUUAUGUCAGCAGCGAAAUCAUCGACUAAAUGCUUGGCCGUCCAUCCUUCGGAUGAAAGGCUCUCCUCACCUGGUUUCCGAAAACACAUCACGGACAUGCUUCCACACUGUGAAUUUUCUCUAAAUUCCGAUAACAAUGCAUUCCAUCUGGCUACAUCAUUGGACGAAUUUGUCGUUUUGGUGUCCAGUCGGCUGGAGUCCAUUUUGCCAUCCAUGGCUGACGAAGGGAAGAUUGCUAAUUUGCCUCUGUUGACCCAGGCCAUCUGUCUUCAUCCGGAUUCCGGUGUACGAGAUCGGUUGACGCAAUUGCUUCUAAACCUCUUCUCCAACCCAACGCAGCCCACUUCAAACCAUGUGCAUGGAAUCUCGACCAACGAUGCAUCCUUUUCUCGUCACUACUCAGGAAGCCACCAUCAUCGUCUUCUCAUACUCAACGCUUGCUGUCAUUUGGCUUCUUACUUGGGACCAACUCGUCUAGAAAGUGAGCUCAUUCCCCAGCUUUGGUCACACCUAAACGAGCACCCACCUCCGUCAACCGCUCAGCGAUCGCUCCUCGUGUCCGCCUGUGGCGUUAUCGCUCCGCAAACCCCGGCACACCUUCAGUCGUCUUUAUUGCUCAGUAUCUUGGAGUCCAAUUUGGAUGACGAACGUGAUGAAUUGGUCCGCGCGGCUAGCAUCCGGUCUCUGGCCUGCCUAGUUGGUAUUAUGUCGGAUCAAAAUAAACUACCCCGGCUUGUCCAACGCCUCAACAGUCUUCUCGCAUUAGAUCAAGCGUCCUCCACAAGUGAAUCACAUACUUCAACCGGCAAAUCCUCAGAGUCAAUCGGACUCACUCUCGUCUCCUCUAAACCCACCUUUGUGAACACGGUGGAAUGGUUGCUUCCGGCAUUGGCUCAGUGGUGUCUGGAACUGAAUUGUUUGCACACUACGCUUAUCAAUCCAUGGCUAGAUCACUUAGACUCAUACUUGUCGGCCGCCCGGUCUACUGACUCAUCAACUGCAGUCCCUUACGAUGCGGUAAUUCACACGCUUGGGGUGCUUGACUAUCUUGUCCCCUUUCUGCACACUUGGGUCAUGAUCAGUCUCUUCAAACCGGAAGCAGGACAAACCUACUGGACCACUGCGAUGAAAUGGGUGACUUCGAAUCGCGAGUGCUCUUUCUCAACGAAUGCUGUCCAUCUCUCCCCUCCUCCUCUUUCAGAAGCCAAUGAACCCCUUGAUACUCUUGUCAAUGUUCGUCUACUCCUUGGCCCCGACGUCUACCGUAGCAUCCAAUCAAUGUUCCUAGUUGCCUUGGAUCAAUCGACCGAUCGUGAUGCAACAGAAGACCCUUUUCCGACUUCACAAACGAUGCAUUCGGACAGGAUUACAAUCGAUAAUUGGACUGCGAGAAGUUGGCUAGACAACAUUUUACUAUCCAAACUAGCUGAUUUAUUGGUGAGCACUCCUAGACAGGUUACAAAAAGUCCCAACGCUGGUUCUGUCUACAGCCAUGGUGAAAUGCUGGAAACGUUCGCCACCCAUCAAUUCGACGAGCACUUCGCCUCACCUUGGUCCUCCUUCCCCAAAACGGAACAUUUAGGCGUGUGUCUCUCCGUUUGUCAAUUCCUCUCCACUUUUGGUCACAGUGUCGGUCCGGUUGGUGUACAAAAGUUGUUGGGUCUGCCGCUUCAGAACGCACUGAUGAACAAAACGAAAUUGGGAAAUUUCGAGUACAAUCACCAGACAAUCCAAACUGGUUUGUUGGCUGGAUACUGCUGUCUUCUAGCCUCCGUCCGAGUGAAAUCAGAGUCGAACAGAGCUCGUGUGCUUCUAACGAAUGCGAUAUUUUUACAAGUACGAGAGAGCUAUGAGCUUGAUUCAAUUCGACUUGCCAUCUGGUGUUUGUGUCGCAUUUCGGAUAUAGAUCAUGCGGUGUCAGAAAUCAUCCUUCCGGCUAUCCGCACUUGUGUGAGCUGCGCCGAUUGUAUGGUCCGUCGAGCAGCUGCAACCCUUUUGCAUACACUAAUCGAAGCACUGCAUUUGUUCCAAGUAAGUGGCAACGAUAAAUCCGUCCUCGGGCAGUCCGUGUUAGACUUGCUGCUACAAUUGGUAAGCCAAUUGGCUCGUGAUGAUGUGACCGGACAACGACGCCUACUCAAUCCGGAUGAAGCAGAUUGGAGUGUUAUUGCCGUUUCUCUUGGCCCCCUGUACAGCCUUUGGAGGCUAUGCCGUGCACAACCGGGCCAUACAAUUCCCGGUGCAGUCAACACCGAUGUUCUAGCCAGUUCAUCGGACGUCAAUGCGUCAGGCCCGAAAGACGGAACGGAAGUCGAUGAGCAGCUCUAUAAGCUCAUUGGAUUGCAGUUUAACCUAGUGGUCGGUAUGUCCGAUCCGGCCAAAUUAUCACUACACAUGUCUGGAGCAAUUAACGAGGUUCGUCCGGAUCAGCUUCUGGUCACACAGCAGCGCUUCUGGUCUGUGCUCACCUCGGCUCUUCUCGUUCUGACCGAUCGUAUCCUUCCCAGCUGCUCCAGUCGAUUCAGAGAUACCGUGAUACUCCCGUGGUUGUGUCACCUGGCCGAAUUGAACAACGCGCUACCCGACUUGGACCAUCGUGCCCGCCUUGCUGAUCGCCUGUUCGCCGUGUUCUCUACCGCUGCAUACUCUACGCACGUAGAAGAAAGCCUUCUGCACUGGCUUGUUCCGGGUCUCGAUCGCGUUCGCUUGGACCUUGUCGAGGCCGGUGAUCAUGUUCGAACACAUGAGGUGGAACAGUUCUUGAAUGACAUUUACUCUCGCAUUCAAGGCGAUGACAAAUACCACAACUCGUCGAAAAGAAGGGAACCAGGCGGGGGACUGCGCAAUGCGGUGACAACACAAUUGGCCAAGUUAACCAGCCGGGGCAAUACCACAAACACUGUAUGUACAUCCACUUCCAGCCGUGGAUUAGCUCCAGAUGCCUAUCUGAGGACGAAGACUUCCAAGUUAGGAUUGAAAAAGCGGCCGAUCCAACGACAAGAUGGCGGUCCUACACGUAAAUAGAACACACAUUCAUGAAAAUCUGCUUUUUUUGCAAUAGCACACAUAUCGGCGCCAGAGCAAUGGCGCACCAUCUUGGCUGUGCUUUUACCGUAUAAUGUUGGUCUCAUCUUACCUUACGUAACUGUCUUUUUGAUCAGCAUUUUGUUUUCAUCUGGGUUAUUUUGUAUUUCGCUUGUAUUUUCCUGAGAGCGCGUGUGACUUUCUUCUCCUUUAGACCAUUCUGAUGUGGUUGAAUACAUUCCGUGGAUUAUUCCACAGAUGCAACUUUUAAUU